AUGGACAUGAUCGACUGGGAGAGUACAACAUUCUUUUCCUGUUCUGCCUUGUCUCCUGAUGGAUGCACAGACGAGAAGUUCGACCAAUUCUCCUCUCGGGAAGCUUGCUGUCAGUGCGGCGGUGGCCUUCGAUCGGCCACCCCUUUCAACUACUAUGUGGGCGCGACGGUCGUGGGUGCCACAAGUGUCCUGGGAUACCCGGUCCCCCGAACAGCAUCGCACUACUUUCUCAACGAGGGCUGCAAACUCCUGGAGCAUGGCCUGACGAUCUCCGGUGGGACAGGGGAGCUGAAGCUCCUGGACAGCUGCACGUCAGUUGGCUGUGGCUCCACAGAGAGUUUCUCCGUGUCUUGCACGAUCACCGCAGAGCAAACUCUCGCAGAUGGGCUGGAGAUUUCGGCGACUGCAAUUGGAGGGGGUGCUGAAGCUGUGAGAUUGUAUUCGAUGACACUUGGGCAGAGUCUCGUUUACACUGACAGAGACUACACCUUCACGUCACUCGCAGACUACGACCCCAACUGCUUCUUCCUGCGCGGCCCGAACUCUGACAAAAACACGGCCUCGUCACAGGUGCAGUGGACCAUCACGGCAAGCUUCGAUGCCAACGUCUACUUGGACAUGUGGGAUGGGCAGGAAGCCCUUGGCUUUGCAAGCUGGACGGAUCGCUCUUCGUGGACGACUUCCUUGCUGGCGGGUGUCACCUAUGGUUCGGAGGGGCCGGGGAGCGUGUACACAAGGGCAUACUCAGCUUCGGAGACCAUUACACUUUAUGGCAACGAGGGUGGUGGAACUGGCACUUACUUGGUCUUUGUUUGUCCAUCCCGAUCUACGUCCACGAGGCUCACGGCCUCUGCUGAGCUGACAGUGACGGCCUUUCAGGGCUUCUCCUACGGCGCGUUUCCCUUGAUCUUCCUCUCUUGGCAGGACUACUCCUACUUGCCUGAGACGGUGCAGGGCGAUCAAUUCCAAGACUUGGCCUGUGCUCCCAAAGAGGUGGCAGAUGCACUCAGCUUUGAUGCAAGCACUGGCGAGAUCACAUGGGGUUCCACCAGCACCAGCGGUGGCGUGAUCUUCGAUGGGAGUGCCCUGGCAGGUAUGAAGGGAAGCAGGAGCGGCAUUUGCCAGCUGACUCAGGGAAGCGCCACAAAUGCCUUCGCUGUGAUCAAGCCCGAGAUCUGGCAGUCUUUGGACUACAACUACGGCGGAACGAUCUACGUGACUCUGGGAGAGGAUUCGCCCACCCUGAGGCCGUUGUCCGAAAGUCACAAGGUUGCGCCAAGCCGCUUCUCAGCGCAGGUGCACGCGGUGGACGGGGCUGAUGCCGAGUCUUUCUCCUUUGAUGUCCUCACAGGCGCAUGCACCUACCAGGGCUACGAGCUUUUUCAGCUCAACAUCCAAACUGGUGCCUUGACGCUGUCCCCUGCUGAGAGCAUCGCAGACCUCUUGGAGGCCACGAGUGUGCGCUCAUCCAUGGUAAGGACCUUCACCAUCUUUGCCCAUUAUGAGUGGCCACCGCUAGGGACAGGCCCUAUCCUGCAGCAGAACAUCACAAUGGACUUCCGCGAGGACACCUGCUGGCCCAAGCAGAACUUGAGCUUCUCGUCGCGGACCAACUUCACAAGCGAGUCUGUAGUGGAUGAAGCUGCUUGCAGACAGCUUUGCCGAGACAAGCUGGACUGCACCCAUUAUGCAUUUUCUGACGGGUGCUAUGAGUACAGCCAGCUGUGUGUUUCAGACUGCGCUUUUGAGAGUGUGGAGGUGGCUGCCCGGUAUCCUGGGUGUGGCGAGAGGACGUCCUGCGUGUACCUGGACCUUCCGAAUUUUUAUUUCCUGUCGGGGAGGUACUGCCCAGCAGGUGAGAAGCAGGCAGCCGAUGGGCAGGUCUUCAAGAAAAGUGGCCGCACUGAGGAGGAUUCCUUUUGGUUGGCCGCCUACGAUGAGACGCUGGGCGAUUCAUGCACCGGCAAGACUUGGAUGCUGCAAAUGCCCGACGACCUUGACUUCCUCAAUGACACCGCACAUUAUCUGGAGCUUCAUGGCGAAGGUGUGGCUUGCCUGGGGGCCGAUGAUUUCAUCACUGACCUUUUCGAGUCCUCACCUCACACUGUCGACUUCGUGUACGUUGGGAACUCCGUGACAGGCACUGGCACGGCCACGUUGCGGGUGCCAGGUUGCAGCGCUCCAAACCUGACCAUGGCCCACAAGCUCCAAGCGAAAGGGGACAUCGAGUCCGACCAGGAAGACUUGGCUGCUGUCAAGAUGCUGAUCCUGGAUGACCCGUCCACUGCCUUGGUGGCCGACCACUGGCUGCACCCUUGCCAAUGUGCCCCGGCUGAGUGGGGAAGCCAAGAGCCCGUAACAAGCGACGCGGUCGAAAACAUCCCGGCCGGAAGUUCCAACGCCUUUUACGCAGCGCCUUUUGAGAUCGUGGCGGGCGCAUUUGUGUGUGACCAGCGCUACCUCUUGAAGGUUCAUGUGAACAUCGACACCGAAAGCUUCGACCCCGAGGUGUGCGAGGAAAUGUGUGCGGAGCAGCCUCUGUGCAAGUUCUUUUGGGCUGGCGCGGUGGGCUCCAGCAACCAGUGCUGGUUUUACUGGCAUUGCGACACCCUUUACCGACAACUUGGCGUCAACGGAAAGUUGCUGGCCUGGGAGAGAACAUCCAAAGUGUGCAGGGUGUCCAACGUUGAAGUUUGUUGGCACACCACGAAGCGUCGGGAGUUCUUGGGCGCCUUCCAUUCUUCUGACCCCUUUACUUUGCCCGCUUGUCUGUACCAAGACCUCUUCACUCAAUGCGAUCAAAAGCUGAUGCUCGGGGGGAGCGGUGUUGAGAGUUGCGGCCAGUGCAUGUACGUCCGUGUGGAAGACGGCAACUACGCUGUGUCGCCUCCGAAGUUGGAGCCGGCUCUUGCGGGGGCCCUCCUGGCGUUUGAGUCUGCCAGCAUCGAAGUCCUGAAGCGCAGCGUCAUGGAAGCGGGCACUGCCUCCGUUUGGACGGAUGGCACCGAGGUGUUUACGAGCUUGGGUGGCCUCAGUGGCAGUUGCUAUUACGUUCGAGGACCUCAAGAGACUGAUCGAACGUAUCCAGAUAAGCUUUGGAAGCUUGCCAUCACCGCCCCUUCAACAGUGUACCUGGACUUCAUCACAGGGGACUUCGGAGACUUUGACAGUUGGGACGAGCGAGGUUUGUGGAUGGAGUCUUUGGAGGGAGGUGCGACGGGCGCUGUCACUGGGCAAGGCUCCAUGUAUCAUCGAGCUUAUCCUGGUGGAGAAAUAGAGCUUCCGGCUGGCGACUACUUGGUUUGGGUUUGCGUUGAGAGCGGGCCACCAUCGGCGGCGCAUGUACUCAGCAACUACGAGCUUGUGCAGUGGACCGAUUCAGCUCUCGAUAGCUUCGGCUUCACGGACCGGGUCGAUGGGGACGCAAUUUACAAGUUCACCAACCUUGGAGGUGUACGGCAAGAUGGUGCUUGCUACUUCCUUCGCGGUCGCAAUGACGCCAAGAACACGGACUACACCGCUAUCCAGUGGAGCAUCCGGGCUCCAUGGCCGGCCGUUGUGUACUUGGAUUUUCUGAUGGGGACGGACGGUGAGGGCUUCGGCUUCGCGAAAUGGCCUGAUCGAUCCUCAUGGACAGUGUCAUCGUUGGCAGGUGUUGAAUCCAUAAAUGAGGCUGAUGGCUCAACGACGGGUCCAGGAAAUGUGUACAGCCGGGUCUAUGCUGCCGGAGAAGGCAUUGAGCUUCACGGCAACGAUGGCGAUGGUGCGGGCUCGUAUCUUGUUUUCGUGUGCCCCGUGAUCACGGAUGAACGUAUCUCAGGAGACAGUCACACGACUUCUGUCGCCGAAUGCCCGAGCGGUUCUGUUGUGGUGGAUUGUGCGACAGAUCCGGAGCAGACGGGGUUUAAGCUUGUCGCAACGAGCACUUCGUGUGAGGCUCGCGCAAGCAGCAACGUAAUGGCCAUCGCAACUUGCUCCAAUGGAGGUGAGACGACAGUUGCAGACAGCGGCUUCGUGGGGGGCCCCGAGACCAUCACGCUGAGCUGCGAUGAUGGUCUUGCACCCUCCUCGUGCAGCUGCGAGGAAAACGAUCAGAACGACGCCUCUCUGGAGGCGUGCGGCAGCUUGUAUUUUGAGCCCUCCGGCAAUGCUUGUGAGCUGGCAUUUACUUCUGCCGACGUGAUGCCCAAGAUCUAUGCAAUUUGCCACCGGGAAUCAGAUGACCUGCCCACAUCCAAAUUAUUGCCAGCCUUAGGGCCAAGUCAGGUGCUCGGGGUGAUCGAAGUUGAUUUCGAUGAAUACGACCGAUCUGUUGCCAGCUGCCCAAUGGGCUCCUAUGUCGUGGCUUGCGCCACAUUUCCUGAGCAAGCUGGCUACCAGAACGUUCCGACUAGCACGACCUGCAGCAUUACCUCCACGGGCAACACCGAUGUACUUGCUGUGGCGACUUGCUCUUUCGCAGGCGCUUUGACGGAAAACUCGUGA
Molecule: messenger RNA, 4485 nt
Organism: Symbiodinium natans
Lineage: Eukaryota; Dinophyceae; Suessiales; Symbiodiniaceae
Source: the annotation of a GenBank genome assembly